AUGGCGACCAGGGCCAGUCUCAGCCCCAAGCCCAUGGGAGCCGCUCAGGGGGACCCUGGAGAGAGCGAGGUGCUGGCGGGCUCCGAGGCCGGCCCGCAGCUGAAGGCCAAGGCCCGCAAGGUGCGCAAGGUCAAGGCGCUCAUCGUGGAUCUGGGCUCCCAGUACUGCAAGUGCGGCUAUGGCGGUGAGCCGCGGCCCACCUACUUCAUCUCCACCACGGUGGGCCGCCGCUGCCCGGAGGCGGCGCACGCGGGCGACACGGGCCCGCAGACCUACGUGGGCCACCAGCUGCUGCACACCGAGGUGCCCGUGAAGCUGGUGAACCCGCUGAAGCAGGGCAUCGUGGUGGACUGGGACUGCGUGCAGAGCAUCUGGGAGUACAUCUUCCACACGGCCAUGAAGAUCGCCCCCGAGGAGCACGCCGUGCUGGUCUCCGACCCGCCCUUCAGCCCCACGAGCCACCGCGAGAAGUACGCGGAGCUCCUGUUCGAGACCUUCGGCAUCCCGGCCAUGCACAUCACGUCGCAGGCGCUGCUGUCCAUCUACUCCUACGGCAAGACCUCGGGGCUGGUGGUGGAGAGCGGCCACGGCGUCUCGCACGUGGUGCCCAUCUCCGAGGGCGACCUGCUGCCCGGCCUGAGCCAGCGCGCCGACUACGCGGGGGGCGAGCUCACCAACCACCUGAUGCGGCUGCUCAACGAGGCGGGCCACGCCUUCGGCGACGACCACCUGCACAUCAUGGAGCACAUCAAGAAGAAGUGCUGCUACGCCGCGCUCGUCCCCGAGCACGAGCUCCGCCUGCCGCUGGAGCAGCUGCGGGUGGACUACGAGCUCCCCGACGGCAAGCGCAUCACCAUCGGCCAGGAGCGCUUCCGCUGCGCCGAGAUGCUCUUCCAGCCCUCCCUGGUGGGCUGCAGCCAGCCGGGCCUCCCUGCGCUCACGGCCGCCUGCCUGGGCCGCUGCCAGGAGGCGGGUUUCAAGGAGGAGAUGGCCGCCAACGUGCUGCUCUGCGGCGGCUGCACCAUGCUGGACGGCUUCCCCGAGCGCUUCCAGAGGGAGCUGAGCCUCCUCUGCCCGGGGGACAGCCUCGCCGUAGCCGCGUCGCAGGAGAGGAAGACGUCAGUGUGGAUCGGCGGCUCCAUCCUGGCCUCCCUGCAGGCCUUCCAGCAGCUCUGGGUCAGCAAGGAAGAGUUCCAGGAGCGAGGCAGCACCGCCAUCUACAGCAAAUGCUGAGCAGCAGGACUUCUGCUCGGCAAGCCUCGAGGCACUAGAUACACAUUUACACAAUAUUCCAUAAAGGCUUUAACUUGC
This is a messenger RNA of Echinops telfairi (small Madagascar hedgehog), 1311 nucleotides long. RefSeq names its product actin like 7B (gene ACTL7B). The coding region runs from base 1 to 1233 and encodes 410 amino acids. The transcript has a single exon. Lineage: Eukaryota; Metazoa; Chordata; Mammalia; Afrosoricida; Tenrecidae. Gene Ontology annotation, cellular component: cytoplasm; nucleus. The record is from RefSeq and is a predicted model, not a curated record.